AUGGCUCCAAACAAGUUCGAGACUACCGCAAUUUUAACUAGUCGUGUUAACGAUGGUAUUCUAUUACAUGAUGUUUAUUUAUGUCCAAUUUGUCAAAAUAUUCUUUGGAAACCAGUUGCCUGUAAAACAUGUGAAAAUUCAUUUUGUUCAAAAUGUAUUACAUCUUGGCUAUCUAAAGGUCGAGGAUUAUGCCCAUUUAAAUGCACCUAUCGUGAACGAAAGUGUCCAUCGAUAUUGUUAAGUUUAUUGUCAAAAUUAGAAGUAGACUGUCGAUAUAAAUCGAAUGGAUGUUCAAAAAUAAUGUACUAUGAAUUAUUAGAGGAACAUGAAGAUGAAUGUCAGUAUCAAAUGAAACAAUGUAAAGGAUGUGAACAAAGUAUAUUACUUAAAGAUCUUGUUAACCAUGAAGAUGAAUGUGGUAUGGUUGAUGUUAUCUGUUAUAAAUGCCAAACUAUUUAUAAACAAAAGGAAAUGAAAUAUCAUGAUCAGAUCAAAUGUUUAGAAAAUGCAAUGGAACGAAAAAUGAGUGAUGCAUUAAAACAACAACAAAAAAUGUUUGACGAAAGACUAAGAUUAUUGGAAGAAAACUAUAAGAAAAAAUCACAAUAUGAACGAAUAGAAAGUAAUUAUUCAAAUAAGAAUAAUAAUAAUUCUUCUAUACACAGUCUGGAACAAAAUUCGACAAUUCAAGCAAAAUAUGCCACAAUUAGAGGAUCAAAACGGAGGAAUACUGUUUUUAAUCCAAACAUUUUUUACAAUUAA
Didymodactylos carnosus is the source of this 762-nucleotide messenger RNA. NCBI's taxonomy places the organism in Eukaryota, Metazoa, Rotifera, Eurotatoria, Philodinida, Philodinidae. The record is from the annotation of a GenBank genome assembly.